Messenger RNA from Orbilia oligospora ATCC 24927, 1506 nucleotides. RefSeq lists its product as uncharacterized. NCBI's taxonomy places the organism in Eukaryota, Fungi, Ascomycota, Orbiliomycetes, Orbiliales, Orbiliaceae. The transcript has a single exon. Bases 1 to 1506 code for a protein of 501 amino acids. The record is from RefSeq and is a predicted model, not a curated record.
AUGUCCGACAAUUCAACACAACAGAACACAUCGACCCCGAGUCGACCGCCGAACAAGCAUCGACAAACUCGAAGCAGUCCACAAGUCCCUACUACCGGCACCGGAAAAAAGAACAACAAUGUCAACAAUAACAAGGGACGCCGAUUCAACAACCCAAAUAAUGGCCAACAGUAUCAACAUCAGCAACCACCACGACAAGAGUCCGCCCUAACCAAGAAGUUCCGCGAGGCUGCUCAAAUGGACAACGGUGCAGCUUCUGACUCUGCCAUAAACUCUGUUGUCGAAAGGGGCAUUGUAACCCCUCCUGCUACACCCGGUUCUUCCAACCAUCGUCGGGAACCCAAUGCCUACGUUAGUGACUCGGCUAUCGGUGCUCAUGCCAAUGGAAACGGGAAAAAGAAUUUCAACAACAAGAAAAAGGGCAAAGGGAAGCGUGGCACCGACAUUCCAAACAAUGUCAAUGUUCAGCACUUCACACCUCCCAAACAACAGUACACGCCUCCCGAUGAUCUCUUUUUCGGAAAACCUGCUGCUGCUGGCCGCUAUGCUGGAGCUAUCUUCCAUGAUGCAUCACCAGCCCCGAAUGCUCUCCCCCUUCCCAAAUUCUUUUCAAAGUCCGUUCCCACAACUACUGAAGGUCCAUCUCUGUCCAAGAUGCUUGCCGAAACCGAUGGUCGCACUCAAGUGAUCACAGACUCGCCUCCACCAACUGCCCCACUUCGCACUCCUUUGGAUAUCUUUUUCCAGGCCGACAAGGAAGAAAAGGCUCGCAAAGCGCUUGCUGCCAUCUCUCAAAAUGAAGUGGUCUCGCCUCAGCCAUUGGCAAACCCUGCUAAUGAGUUGCACAACAUUGUUCGAAAUAUCACCCCGCCCAGUGCUGCACUCCCGAAUGGACUCGGUAGUCCAUUCGGAGGUAAGUCGGUUAAACGGGAUGAUAUGGAAAACGACCGUGAUAUGCUGUUCACCAUGGAUUUCUCUGAUAAGAAGGCAGCCCCGCGACCUGUGGAAGAAGUCGUCAUAGGACCACGACACCGACCACUUAGCGCCAAGGCAUGCGACCCUGAGACACACAUCAAGCGAACUGAGAAGGCCAACCAGAUUAAAGCUGCACUUAUGGGAGGGGGUCAAUCAUUCGAUCUUUCGUCUCCUUCACCCAACCCGAAGCUCAACGCUGUUGAAAUUCCUGACACUGCUGGAGGUGUACCAUUGUCUCCCACCAUCCACGAGCGACGCACUCGAACAAACAACGUGGGGUUUGCGCCGGCCCCACGCAUUCGCCACUUCAACCAGAACCGUCCCGUCAACUCAAAGGCUAACGGUCAACACCAUCGCAACGGACGAAACCAACAACAACAACAACAACAAAAUUUCAAUCACAACGUCCAAAAUAAUUUCCAACAACCCAAUGGUCAUAAUGCUCAGACAUUCGACCCAGUUCGAGCUCGUAUGGCGGAAUCUCACAUCCGCGGUGUUUUAAAGCUCGACUCUCCAAUUCCUGCUAUUUAA